GUGCGUGCGCUAAUAAUGCAUGACAUCAUGCAUACAGUUUAGUGUCUGAUAAUGAUUCUGUGAUCUAUGUAAUUGAUAUAACCUAUCACUUUAGUAACAGAUGGUGUGUGACAAGGAUGUGCAUGUACUCUACAGAAGUUCUGAAUCCAUUUUCUUUUAGCGGAUUGGAUAUCUAAUAGGAAUACUUUCAUGAGUUGUUCUCCUUUAAUUCAACUAACUUGCAUUUUUGAUUAAUUAUGCCGAUGGAAUAUCAUGUGAAAAAAUAGUUUAUGGCGAUUAACUGAAGCAUUUUCACGCACAUGACAUCAUUAACCACAGUUUAGAGAGUAGCGCUUCAUGUCCAUGUGCAUAUAGUAUUGCUUCAGGGAUGACUCUGUUUGGUCAGAAUGUCAUAAAUUGUUGUGUGCUACAUUAAAAAGCUGAACUGACACCACUAUUGUAGAUUGUGACAGUGUUGACAUAUUUGCCAAGAUGAAUAGUUACUAUCAUCAUCCACCGAUUAAGACGGAACCUGUAUCGCCAGAUGCAGAUCUCUUUGCGGUGUAUCUCAAGGAUCUUAUGAUAGGGGAUCAUUGUGGUGGGCUAUCACCAAUUGGUCCCACACGAGCUACUUCCGAGCCGCAUAUUGAGGUAACAGAGCAACCGAAACAAAGGGACCAUCGAUUCCGCUACCCGGUAGAAGGUCGCCAGGCUGGGAGCAUCGCCGGGGAAAGAUCUACGUCUGACCUUCCAUCAUACCCAACAAUUAGGGUUGCCAAUUUGAAUGGUCGAGCCAGGGUAGUGGUAUCCUUGGUGACGAAGACUGAUCCUCCCCAGCCUCAUCCCCAUCGUCUGGUCGGAGAUAACUGUAAAGAUGGCGUCUGUGUCAUUAUGAUCGAUCCACAAAGACCCGAAGCAGUCUUUCGUAAGAUUGGAGUGCAGCGAACGAUGAACAAAGAAGUGGAGAACUCGCUUGCAGAGAGAAAGAAAGCCAAUGUCAGACUCUCCAUGGAAGUAAAUAAGGGAAAGACUGGGAAGAAACACAAUUACGAGAUGAAGGCUGUUCGACUCUUCUUUGAAGUCUACAUUGAGACAAGGGAAUCAUCCGGCGUCUAUGAUAGGUAUCUUACACCUAUCACAUCAAGUCCCAUCUAUGACAAGAAGGAUACGGUAUUGUCUAUCUGUCGUGUGAAUACCAAUACUGGCAGCGUGGAAGGUGGUGAUGAACUCUUCAUCCUAUGUGAAAAAGUUCAGUCGGAUGAUAUCAAAGUGAAAUUCCAUGGGAAGGACCCAGAGACAAACCAACCCUGGUCAGCGUUUGGUGAAUUCAGUCCAAGUGAUGUUCACAGACAGUUUGCCAUUGUCUGCAAGACGCCUCGCUUUGUGAAUCAGAACAUCAAGGCUGCAGUGGAGGUUAGUUUUCACCUCUACCGACCGUCGGAUGAUGAUUCGAGCAUGGACAUGACUUUCACCUACAAGCCACGGGAAUCUGUCCUUGGACUUGGAGAUAUUGAGAAGAAAAAGAGAAAGCUGUCUCACAAGCCACCAGAAGAAUACAACAGAUAUUUCGCCAACAGUGGCCGACCAGUCAAGACGGAGACCCUUGGAGCGAGUGCCCAAUCCUGCAGUGGUGCUCCAUUAAGUCAUCCAGUAUCCAAUGCACCAUCCACCCUCUCAUUAACACCGGUUACCAUGACAAUGCCAUCAACAGACACCAGACGAAGUCUGCGUCAGCAUCUCAUGAGAGGGGACCCAUCUCUUGGUGUGAGUGAUGACCCCCAGGCUCUUUUUGGUGACUUCACAUUCACCGGCGGCACCGCACAGGUACAGGAUACCAACAACAUACCGGUCACCUACACAAGCGGAGCCCACAUGAGCUCCAGCACCGUGACGCAACAUCAGCACCAGCCAGUGAGCACCGACCAAGGUACCCUCGAUAUCCCACACGAAGCAUUUUUGAGGUCCCUGGCGACGGCUCAACCGAUGGAGGAAGAUUCCGUCGAUGAGGAACGCACCACCAGCCUUCAGAGAAUAAACGCCAUAGCUUUUGAGCUCAUGAGUUCGUCUGCAGGCGUGUCUGGAGGGGCCACCGGAGGCGGUGAGCGCGUUAUUGUCGAGCCAAUGCCAGAUACUGCAUCUCUGAAUGAUUUAACAUACAGUGUUCUGGAAACAAUAGACAUUGCUGCCUACCAGGACGUCGGAAGUGAUAUCGUAUUUAGCACAUUUGAGGGCUCCGAUACGGAGAGAAAUAAUACAAGCAACAGCAACAAUAGCAACAAUAAUCCGAUGGGAUAGCAAUCGUAAGAACUUUCAUGACUCCUAAUUCCGAGAAAGAUUUGACAUCGAUUCAAUCUAGGAAAUUAAGAGAUUUAUGCUUGCUUUGAAAUUUUAUUGUAUAUACAAAACCAGGUAUCUUUUAUGCAUGGAACCCUCAUCUUCCUUACAUGUAUAAAAAGAAAUCAAAAUCUGGAAAAUAGUUUUCAAUUGGCUGGUUUAUUCAUUGAUACGUUAUGAAUCAUUCACUGUAUGCAAGUAAUAUGUUGCGAUACAUGCAGCUAUUUCUUGGCAUGCAUGGAAAGUGACUGAGUAUACAAAAACACUAUUUUUUCGAGGGCAUUUUAACAGAGUAGUUCACAAAUAAUGCAUAUGAGUGUGCACAACAUUGUAAAUACCUGAGAUUCAUACAUUAUCUUUUUUUAUGUGAAUAUUUGGCAAGAAAAGUGGUUACUAAUUCAGGGGAUUUUUAAGAAACCCAGUCUUAUUACGCAAGGCUGCAUUACCAUUAUGACAUCAUCACUGCUAUAGUGUAGCAAAUGUGGAAAGCAUUCCUUAUGUAUAUGCGCCAGAGGGUCCUUGACUCGGUUAGCAUGGGGUGUAUAAAAUCAUGCUCAAUAUUUCAUGCACUCAAUUUGCCUAUGUUACAAAUGUCAUACUAAUUUUGGUAUGCAUGUUAUGCUUUUUGCUGCUCACUCGUUGCACUUACUUUGAAGAACAUAAGCAUGACCCAAGUAGUGCAUGUGAUUAGCUACGAUCAUUCACUCGUGUGAUGAUAAGUGAUAAAAGUGUCAUCUGUAAAUAAUUUCAUCAGUAUUGUGUUUUGUCUGAUAAAUUUUCUGUGUGGUUGUUGUACUUGCUCAUCAAAAUGUAAAUUAUGUACUUUUUUAUGUGCGAUGAUCUGGCAUUCCUCUCUUAUAUUAGGCCAUAUUAGGAGAGAAGGAUAAAGGGACAGGAUUUAGCUUUUAUUUUGUAUUACUCCAAGCAUAGGCGUCAGAGCCGAAGAUUAUCCUUUGUUCAUGGGGGGACAUCUAUUGUUGCGUCGUCCCCCCCCCCCCCCAGUAUAAGGAUAAUCCUCUGCUCUGUCACCCAUGAUUCCAAGUGUGGAUCCAGGAGGGUGGGAAACGGUGUGGACGCACCCGUCAAAUUUGGAAAGAGAACAGUGCACUGCUGUAAAAUGCCUCCAUUGCACACCCCGUAAAAUACAAAAGAUACCUCCAUUUGUGAGCGAUGACCCUUUUCCUAUUUUUUUUGUGCUUGUCAAAUUUUCGUGACAAAUUCGCCCGUAAGAGCUUGAAUCUGGAUCCACUCCUGCACUCCCUGUGGAAAGUGUUUUUUUUUUUAAUUAUGAACUGCCAUCAGAUAGAAAUCUCAUAAAUAACAACAACUUCAAAGAAAUGUCUCUUUUAUUUCCAUUGUGACAUGUACCUUUAAAUGUAAAUAGAUGUAUAAACACCAUUUCAUACACUGUCUUAAAAAAUGAAGAGAGGUGUAUAAUCUGUGUACGUUAUUUGUUUUUCAUAGUUGAUGUCAACAUGUGCUAACAUGUAGCACUAAUCAGAAUUAUUAGAUUGGAUUAAGAAAUGGAGUAGGAUGGUUUAGAACCAAAGAUGAGUAGUAAUAUUUUUUUGUUGAUUUAUCAGUUGUACUAUAGAAUAACAUACUUUUCUUGUUAUAUGUUAAAUUGUGGUUGAUUUACCAUUUGUACUAUAAAAUUCCUUAUUUUGCGUUAUAUGUUACUCUAUCAUGCUCUAUCCUUACUCUGUCAUACACUAUCUAUUAACUCUAUCAUGGAACUAUGUUAUUAGUGCAUAUUUUGUUUUUAUCAUUAUUCUUGAAAGUAUAGCGUUUUUGCUUUUGAGUUUAGAUGGUGUUGGAAGUGGAGAAAACUGUAUAGUGUAUAUUAUGAACAUGUAGCGACAGACAGAGUCUGUUAAUAUAUAAAUACUUAUAAUAUCGAUAAUCUUGCAAAGCUAAAUAUGUUUUUUGAAUAGUGGCAGAGCAAUGAUGCAUUAAAGGCAACUUCUAUUUUGAUCUUCCUAUGUGAGGAAGCUGAAAAAGACAAAUGUUAAUAUGAUUGAUCCUCAAGUUGCUGAGUUCUUUUGGGAAAGGAAAGAAAUCAUUGUAUGAAUUGUUACAUUGAUAGUGACAAAGAAGUUUUAUAACAUUAAAAUGUUCUGUUCACUUUUGAAGUCAUGUUUGUUUUGUCCCUCUGUUGUUUAAGACUGAAAAAUGUAAAUCAGAAAAACUAAAUAGAAUUUUUUUUUUCAGACUUAAAGUCAUGUUUGUUUUUAUCCGUUUCUCAUUAAAGACUGAGAAAUGUAAAUCAGAAAAACUGAAUCAAUUUUUUUUCCUGUAAAAACCUGUAUUAUGUAUGUUGUAUGAUAGCUAUUGUAAUUUGUAAUGGUAGCAUUGUAUGUUAAUAUUUGUUUAUUUUAUAGCAUAUAUACUUUUAUCUUUUUCAUAUAAUUGUAGCAAAAGUUUUAAGAAUUGUUUAAAGUAUAUAUAUAAAUUGUCCUGUUCCUUCAUGUUAUGUGUUUUAGAUUAAGCAUAUAAUGCUUUAUUUGUUUGUUAAUUUUCAUAAAGUAAAGUACUCUAAAAAUUGCUUGAUAUCACCUCGUCAUUCCACUGUUAGAAUGUAUUGUACUCCUUUGAUAUUUAUUAAGAUGAUUUUUCUUUAGAGUGUAGAAAAUGCCAUGUUAAUGCCAAUUUGAAGCUCAAGACAAACCAUCCCCCAAAAUCGGCAGAGAGAGAUAUUAUAAAGCCAUUUGAAGAAUAAAAUUUUGAAUAUAUAUUUAGGUUUUCAUUUGGGUACAAAGGAAGCAUUUUAGGAUGUUCUCCAGUUAUGUUUGUGCGCAUCCCUAUCUGCGUGCUGUGCAUAUUCUACUCAUGCGCAUUGACGUCACAAUAAGUAAACAGGUUACUGACCAGCUACAGGUAUCAGCUGAUUUUUCCAAGCAUCUGCAAUCUAACAGCAAAUCAAGAUGUGUUAUUUUACAAAGCUUUGAACUAGAAAUAACUUUUUAAAUGCCUCUACCUUCUCAGAAUACUUUACUCUGCAGUGCUUGGAAGUAUGACAAAUAUGACGUCAAGUUUGAUUAAAUGGGAUAGUGGAGUAGAAUUUUUCUUUAUGAGGAUACAAGCCUGUUGCCGCGUUAUUUGUCUUUUUAAAAGCACAUUUGUUCCAACAAAAGUGUUGAUAUUUAAAAAACAAGCACAUGAACCCCUAGUUUUUAAUGUUCACACAUAUUUAGUAUACGUUUCUCUACAACCAUGCAAAAUGACAUGGGUUUUUAAUAAAGUGCAGCAUUUGUUGUAAAAUAUUUUAGAUAUAUGUUUUUGUCGUCUCACACCUUUUUUAAAACUGAAGGUGCCGCUGCUCUUUAAAUGACAAACGAAGAGCAGUAUGGGUUGAUUCUUUAUAGUAAGUAAAUCUGGACUAUAAUGUAAAAUUUGGUGAAAUUUAGAUGGAUUUUGACUGAGUAAGAGAGGUUUAAACUGAACGCUGUGAUCUCGUAGGGUUUAAAAACAAAAUUAUUUUUAUUGUGUAUUUCUCGAGACCUUUCAAAUGGGUGAACUUCAAAGCUUGGGAGCAAAAAAUCAAGCACAUGAACCCAUGUUAAUUUUUACAUAAUUGGAAUAAUUAGGUGCUAAAGUAACUUUGCAAAAUUUGGUGAAAAUGACAUGGAACGUCCUUAAAGGGGUGGGGUGUGAGAGAAAUAUGACAAAUAUACCAAAAUGUUAAUCUUGUUUUUGCAGAUGGUAGGCACAAUACUAGUAUGCUGAUGAUAAUGAUAAAUAAUUGUAAUAUUGAUAAUGAAGGUGAUGAUGAUGAUGUUAUUGGUAAUGAUAAUGAUCACAAUGAUAUAAUACUGAAAACUAAAAAAAAGGGAGCCAUGGAAAACCCAUUUUCAUUGCAAUGUUAAUGCUUAUCCUCUGUUACAUACAAACUUAAGCAGUAUAAUGAUAAUGAUCUUAUAAAUGAUUAUCAUAAUGAUAACGAGAUAAUUGUGGUGACAUGUGAUGUUAUUGGAAUGGAGAAUCCAUUGUAUAUUAAACAGGAUUGGCUUUUUGAUACUGUCCUAUUAGCAAAAUAAGGUAAAGAUUUGGAUUUAAUUGAACUAGGUUAGUCCAAGGAGAUGGGAGGUUUGUCUUGUCACAACAAAGUACAUAUAUUUUUUGUCUUUGUAAAUUUGUACAUAACUUCAUGUAAAUAUAUCAUCUAAAAAUAAAUUCAAAAUUGUAAAGAA
Lytechinus pictus (painted urchin) is the source of this 6503-nucleotide messenger RNA. RefSeq names its product putative transcription factor p65 homolog. Gene Ontology annotation, cellular component: cytoplasm. Lineage: Eukaryota; Metazoa; Echinodermata; Echinoidea; Temnopleuroida; Toxopneustidae. Gene Ontology annotation, molecular function: RNA polymerase II cis-regulatory region sequence-specific DNA binding; DNA-binding transcription factor activity, RNA polymerase II-specific. The coding region runs from base 472 to 2274 and encodes 600 amino acids. The transcript has 10 exons. The record is from RefSeq and is a predicted model, not a curated record. Gene Ontology annotation, biological process: positive regulation of transcription by RNA polymerase II; non-canonical NF-kappaB signal transduction; response to cytokine.